CAUAUUUUUUGUUCAUUUUCAAGCUUGAUAGAUAAAACGAAAGAGGGGCUCAAAACCACGUAUACACCCACACAUCCACCCACGUGUACGCAUUCACAAACACCCCCACACCCGCAUCCAUGCAGCCUCACGUCUAUGCGUACACCCACACAAGUGUACCAGCGUGCAUGCACUCACGCACAUUCACUCGCACCCACGUAUAUGCAGGGAUAA
Messenger RNA from Loa loa (African eye worm), 213 nucleotides. RefSeq lists its product as hypothetical. The transcript has a single exon. Lineage: Eukaryota; Metazoa; Nematoda; Chromadorea; Rhabditida; Onchocercidae. The annotation marks the transcript as partial. The record is from RefSeq and is a predicted model, not a curated record.